Messenger RNA from Neolamprologus brichardi, 2675 nucleotides. Lineage: Eukaryota; Metazoa; Chordata; Actinopteri; Cichliformes; Cichlidae. The record is from RefSeq and is a predicted model, not a curated record.
CAUGGGACAGAAACGGGUGAAAGGUACUUUGCUGCUUGGGUUCGGGAGCAGACCGAUGGCUAUAUGAAGUAGAGAUUGUUUCUAAUAGAAUGAUGAACAUGAACAGAUUAAUCGUCUCUCGAACCUUUCGAAUCGGACAGCGGCUGCUUGGCUGUCACACGAGGCGUGCUGGGCAAGAAGAGCUGAGACUACAGCAGCGGAGGAGCAUUAAAACUCACUGCAGACACCUGGCGUACUCUAAAAAGGCCUUUUUUGUUCUCCAGGCUGAGGUCUUCCCUUAUCCAGAAAUUGGAAAUGAUGAGGUGGAGGAGAUAAAGCAGCUUGUUGCACCGGUAGAGAAGUUCUUCAGUGAUGAUGUUGACUCAGCAAAAAUUGACAGAGAGGCCACAAUUCCCCUGGAGACUCUGCAGGGGUUGAAGGAUCUCGGGCUGUUUGGAAUCAUGAUUCCUGAAGAAUACGGGGGUCUUGGAUUAUCCCACACCAUUUAUGCACGACUGAAUGAGAUCAUCGCCUUAGACGGCUCCAUCGCCGUCACACUGGCUGCUCAUCAAGCCAUUGGACUGAAGGGGAUCCUGAUAGCAGGCAAUGAAGCCCAGAAGAAAAAGUAUCUGCCCAAGCUGUCCUCAGGGGAGCACAUCGCAGCUUUCUGUCUGACAGAGCCCGGAAGUGGCAGUGAUGCAGCCUCCAUUCAGACCCGUGCAACCCUGUCUGAAGAUGGAAAACAUUACCUGAUCAACGGCUCCAAGAUCUGGAUUUCAAACGGAGGCAUGGCGGACAUCAUGACCGUGUUCGCCAGGACUGAGGUGGAAGUAGAUGGUGUAAAGAAAGACAAGAUAUCUGCAUUCAUCGUGGAGAGGGCUUUUGGAGGGAUCGCCAGCGGCAAGCCUGAGGACAAACUGGGCAUCAGGGGAUCCAACACCUGUGAGCUGUCCUUCGAUAAUGUCCCAGUACCAGUAGAGAACGUGAUCGGAGAAAUUGGAGGUGGAUUUAAGAUCGCCAUGAACAUCCUGAACUCGGGGAGGUUCAGUAUGGGCAGCUCCUGUGCUGGAAUGAUUAAAAAGCUGAUCGAGCUGACAUCUGAGUAUGCCGCUACCAGGAAGCAGUUUAACAAAAGCCUGAGUGAGUUUGGUAUGAUCCAGGAGAAGUUUGCAAUGAUGGCUCUCAAUGCCUUCGUGAUGGAGAGCAUGGCAUACCUGACAGCAGGGAUGAUGGACAGACCGGGCGUUCCAGACUGUUCUCUGGAGGCAGCCAUGGUCAAGGUGUUCAGCUCGGAGGGAGGCUGGAUUUGUGUGAGCGAGGCUCUUCAGGUGCUCGGAGGUCUGGGUUAUACCAAGAACUAUCCCUUUGAGCGCUUCGUCAGGGACUGCCGCAUCCUGCCCAUCUUUGAGGUACUCAUACAUAAGUGUUUAAACUCUGAGGGGUCGCUGGAGCCGAUCCCAGCUGUCCCAGCUGAGGCAGGGUACACCCUGGACAGGACGGGGAAAGAUGGAGUGGUGCAUCCCAGCUUGGAAGACAGUGCAAAGAAGCUGGAGCAGAACAUCAGCCUGUUUGGGUCGACUGUGGAGAGCCUGCUCUACAGAUAUGGAAAGACCAUAGUGGACGAGCAGCUCGUCCUGAAGAGGGUGGCAGACGUGCUGAUCCACAUGUACGCUAUGACAGCCGUCCUGUCCAGAGCGAGCCGCUCCAUUAGCAUCGGCCUCAGGAAUCACGACCACGAGGUGCUGCUUGCAAACACAUUCUGCAACGAUGCCUUCUUUAAGAACAAUUACUGGAUGGUUCAGCUGCAAAAACACUCUCCUGAGAACAACGAUGCCAACAUCAAGAAGAUUGCCAAACAGGUCCUGGAGAACAGAGCCUACAUCUGCUCUCACCCUCUCGAAAGAACUUACUGAGCUCUGCGCUGAGACCAUAAUACUGUUUCCUGUAUUCUGAUUGGACUAUUCUGACCAGUCCCAAUGAUGCGUCUCCAAUCUUGUAUUAGUGGUUGUUUGUACAUUCAGUAAAACAUGAAGAGAUUAAUAUUAGCCGUUUUAUAUUAAUAAUAACUUCAGUGGGUCAGACUUCUACUCUGAUGACUUUACAUGAAACUCAAUCCUAAGUGCUUUUUCACUUUAAUGCUGUAAUGAAUAAUUUUGCAGGAUAGCAGUUUUAAUGAGCCUGUUUGGACACCAGGUUUUCCUGAAUGGCUGACUUUUACUGUUUAAUGCUACUUUUGAAACCUGAAGAUGCUCCUCUCCCUGUCUGUCAGAGGCAGGGCAGUCCGCUUGUACAAAAAUGAAUGCUGCUCACAGAAUCCACUGUAAGAGGCAACAUGAAAAAAAAAAAGAAUAUAUUACUUCAGAAAUCUUUCAUUUCUCCAGCAUUUGUCUUUUCAAACAGCACUUGAGCUCACUUGUAGUGGUACUUGCUGUACUGAGAGUUGUGUCUGGGAAAGGCGUUUCUUCCCAGGCUGCAGGCCAUGCAUGGGCCUGGAGUCAGAGGCACUUUCUCCCGUUCCUCUGCUUUGUCGUCAGCAGCGUUCAUCACGGACAGUUGAGGAAAAGGCUGUGAAACAAAAUGCAGCUCUUGGCUCAAAGAUUUCCUCAGUUAGGUGCGAGAAGAGCCACGAUGAUAAAAGGAAAAACAAAUAUACAAGAUGUAAACUAAACGUGUAGAAUAAAUGGCCUUUAAAGUUG